GGCCUGGCAGCGCCGGGCUCCGUCAGGGGCCGUGAGGGCCUCAGCGGCGGCCGGGCUCGGGCUGGGCCUCCCCGCGGCCGGCACGGCGCUCGGGGCAGCGGUCGCUCCCUGCCCAGCGCCUCCCGACCCCACAGUGAUUUCAGCAGCCAAUAAAUAAUAAAAAAGGAAAAAAAAAAAACAUAAAAAUGAUGUCAAGACAAGCUUUCCUGUGCAGCUUGGGCUCUCUGUACUUGUCCCUCCUGUUCAUCUUCCUCCUGAUGGACGUUUAUGCCAGGCCUGCCAACCACUCCGUGCUGAAGGAGCGGGCAGGGGAGGCCCGGGAGGAGAACGAGAUCCUGCCCCCCGACCACCUGAACGGCGUCAAGAUGGAGCUGGACGGGCACCUGAACAAGGAGUUCCACCAGGAGGUGUUCCUGGGCAAGGAGCGCGAGGAGUUCGAGGAGGACUCGCAGCCCCGCAGGAACAGGAGGAAGCUCGUGGGCAUCUUCUCCAAGGUGGAUAUAAAUAAUGAUCAAAAGAUCAGUGCCAAGGAAAUGCAGCGCUGGAUCAUGGAGAAAACAGAUGAGCACUUCCAGGAGGCUGUGCAGGAGAACAAAAUGCACUUCAGGGCUGUGGAUCCUGAUGGAGAUGGUCACGUUUCUUGGGAUGAAUAUAAAAUUAAAUUCUUGGCAAGCAAAGGCUUCAAUGAAAAGGAAAUUGCAGAGAAAAUCAAAAACAACGAGGAGUUGAAAAUAGAUGAAGAAACGCAGGAAGUGCUGGACAAUCUGAAGGAUCGCUGGUACCAGGCGGACAAUCCCCCCCCGGACCUGCUGCUGAGCGAGCAGGAGUUCCUGUCCUUCCUGCACCCCGAGCACAGCCGCGGCAUGCUGCACUUCAUGGUGCAGGAGAUCGUCCGUGACCUCGAUCAGGAUGGGGAUAAGAAGCUGACCCUGUCAGAGUUCAUCUCCCUGCCCGUGGGCACGGUGGAGAACCAGCAGGCUCAGGACAUCGACGAUGACUGGGUGAGGGACAGGAGGAAGGAGUUCCAGGAGGUCAUCGACGCCAACCGCGACGGCAUCGUCACCAUGGAGGAGCUGGAGGAGUACAUGGACCCCAUGAACGAGCACAACGCGCUGAACGAGGCGCGGCAGAUGAUCGCCGUGGCCGACGAGAACCAGAACCACCACCUGGAGCUGGAGGAGAUCCUCAAGUACAGCGAGUACUUCACGGGCAGCAAACUCAUGGAUUACGCCCGCAACGUCCACGAGGAGUUCUGAGCUCCCUCCUCCUCCCCCUUUCCAGAACUUUCUGUUCCGCUCCCAACCACCCCCUCCAAAAAAAACCAAAAUCCCAGGGAAAAAGGAUUCAGCCGAGCAGCGGGAAUUGGUGGUCGCGGAUUCCCGAUUUUCCGUCCGUCCCCGCUCCUUGGAGAGGAUUUUCCUGCAGGAAAAAUGGUGGGAAUUCCUGGAUUCAGGUAGUUCUGCUCCUUGGUUUGGGGGUGUUGAAGCCAGCUGGAAUUUUGGGUGGGAGGAUCUUGGAAUAUUCCCUGGUUUCCUUCAGCUGCUGAUCCAGGGAAUCCCAAAUAAAGGUUGGGUUUUGGGAAUUUUGGUGGUUCCAAGGAAUGUUUGACCUCCUGGGAAUAUCCACACUCAAUUCCAGUGUUUUUCUCAGCUUCCUGAAGAGUUGUUGGGAAUUUAAUGGAAUUUUUCAGGGAGCUGUGGGGAAGAAUUUAUUUAAAAUGUUACAGAAAACCUUUUCGGAAUUAAUUUUAAAAAAUAAAAUAACAUUAAUUAAGAUUAAAUUAAUAUUAAAAUGACAUUGUUUUGUUGACAUCUGCACUGGGAAUGGGAGAUCAUGGCUUUAAAAUAUCAGAUUUUAGUCAAAAAUCAAACAACUGGGAAGGUUUUUUUGGAAUUUAAGCUGUUGGACAGAGCAGUGGGAGUUCCCAUGGAGUUUGAUGGCUGCUUAAUUAAUAUUCACUGCUAAAAUUAAUGAGCUCUAUGCUAAUUAAUGCUGUUAAUGAGCUGCUGAUGAUGAUUUGGGGGAAAUUCCAGGCUUUGGGUGAGCUCUUUCCCAAAUAAAAUUGAUUUUUUCCCUCUGCUUCCAUCUUUCCUGGGAAAAACCCCUCUUUGGGAAAGAAUUCCUGAAAAUCUGAGAUGUUUUAUUUGAUUAAAUUUAUUCUUAAUAUAAUGUAAAUACAGUAAUUGCUGUCCCUCUUUCCCUUUUCCUGCUCUUUAUUUGAUGUUUUUAUUAAAUUCCUUGGAUAAAAGAUUUUAUAUCCUUUUUAUUUUGAUUUUCCAUUAAAUAUUUCUCUCCAUG
Messenger RNA from Agelaius phoeniceus (red-winged blackbird), 2298 nucleotides. RefSeq names its product stromal cell derived factor 4 (gene SDF4). The record is from RefSeq and is a predicted model, not a curated record. NCBI's taxonomy places the organism in Eukaryota, Metazoa, Chordata, Aves, Passeriformes, Icteridae. Gene Ontology annotation, molecular function: calcium ion binding. Gene Ontology annotation, biological process: calcium-ion regulated exocytosis. Gene Ontology annotation, cellular component: endoplasmic reticulum.